ACUGGUGGUGAUUGGAGAUCGCCUGMCCUGUUCCCGUCGUGGAUGCUCGAGCCUCCUCCUUCUCAGCCAUGUCGUACAGUGCAGCGGUGGGGGAUGCCAACCAGCUCGCCCAGCGCAUCACGUCCAACAUCCAGAAGAUCACCCAGUGCUCUGCCGAAAUACAAAGAAUUCUCCAUCAGCUUGGGACACCACAAGACACGCCUGAGCUGAGACAGCAGCUGCAACAGAAGCAGCAGUAUACGAAUCAACUGGCCAAAGAGACUGACAAAUAUAUUAAAGAGUUUGGAUCUUUGCCCGCUACAACUGAACAGCGUCAAAGAAAAAUACAGAAAGAUCGGCUUGUGGGAGAGUUCACUACAGCAUUAACAAAUUUCCAAAGACUCCAAAGGCAAGCUGCUGAGAAAGAAAAAGACUUUGUAGCCAGAGUCAGAGCCAGCUCCAGGGUAUCUGGUGGUGUUCCUGAAGACAGCUACAAAGAAGGAACACUUGUCUCUUGGGACAGUCAACCUCAAGCACAAGUGCAAGAUGAGGAGAUUACAGAAGAUGACCUGCGCCUCAUCGAGGAGAGAGAAUCUUCCAUUAGGCAGCUUGAGGCAGAUAUUAUGGAUAUCAAUGAAAUUUUCAAAGAUUUAGGAAUGAUGAUUCAUGAACAAGGUGAUGUGAUAGACAGCAUAGAAGCCAAUGUGGAAAAUGCAGAUGUGCAUGUYCAACAGGCAAACCAGCAGCUGGCAAGAGCAGCUAACUACCAGCAAAAGUCACGAAAGAAAAUGUGCAUCCUCAUUUUUAUACUUGCUAUUGGAGCGUUGAUUAUUGGAGUUAUCAUAUGGCUGCUCACAAGAUAAGUCUCCGGAGAAAGCAUUGUGAUUGGUAUUUAAAUUAUGAGAGGAAAUUUCUACAGUCACUAUUUUCUCAUUGUGGAGCUGAGUAAAAUAAUGGUUCUGUACUUCAUCACAUUUGCUUUUUUUUAAUGAGACUUUGUUUUGACCUGAGAAGUAGCAUUCUCAGUGCUCCAGUUGGUAUAACUGCCUGCCUUCUUGGAUGUGAGUGCUUCUUAUCAGUAAAAUCAGUCAACAUCAUAAACUGCUCUGUUUAAACCAUGAGAGAGUUUUAUAUUUAGGGGGCUAAUCAAAAAUGCUGAUAACUUGUUUUGAAAAUGGGGCAGUUGUCUUUGGGGGUGUUGCUAAAUAUUGCUGCCAAAACAAACUCCUGAAUUGUUGCUUGGGGCAACAAAUUCAUAUCUUGGACUUCAUUUUUAAGCUAGUAAUGUCUUUCUAUCUUGUUUCCUUCUGGCCCACCCCCCUGCCCGUUUGUUAUGGGUGGCUCACAAAUAAAAUGUAGGUUGCUGAAGUUGGUGUGAUUUCUCUCUUUUGAAACUGAAGCUUUCCGAGUAGGCCUUCAGUUCACCUAAAACUUCUCAGACGCUUCAUCUGUCUCUUUACGUGGCGUUAAGUGUCACUAUGCCUGGAAGCCUCCUGCAAAGGUAGGUAGGGCUGGGUGGUGUAACUUGUGAGCGUGGAUUUCCUCUUUUAGUUCUUGCWUUGGAGAAAUAAUGUGUUUAAUAUGUGUACACACCUGAUACCUUCACAUAUGACGCAUGCAUCAAGGAGAUUGGCUAGAUGAAAAUACUUUCUAGUCUGUGAAUUGUCUGAUUUACUGGGAAGAAUAGAAAUUCCCGACUUCCUAACUACACUUGGAUGUCACUGUUCUGAAACGACCUUGUUUCAGAUUCUGUGAGCAGGUCUGAAGUUGUAUGUAAGGUGUUUCUAUACACCUGGGAAAAAGAAGAUUAUGAGGUAAAUUCCAAGUUCAACAGGGUAUAUGAAAAUAAAUUCAUAAUUGGUUGAACUGAUUUAAACUGCUUAAGAAGUUUGAUAAUGCUUAUAGACUUUAAAAUGACCUUUUUCCUUUUUGUGCCAUUUUUUUACUAAUAUAUUAGAAAUGUAACUGAACACUUCUUUUGCCAAUUAAUCUAUUUGCCUUUUUAAUUAAUGUCAGUGCACUAAUCUGAAGAGUGUACAGGCAAAAAGGCACUUAAUCUGUAUUUUAUAAAGUUCUUGUACACUAGGUUGAUAGAGAAUGCACUGUCUGUGGUGAGCUAUGAAUUUUUAUUUGGGAACAAUUUAACUGUAAGCAUAA
Molecule: messenger RNA, 2136 nt
Organism: Nothoprocta perdicaria
Lineage: Eukaryota; Metazoa; Chordata; Aves; Tinamiformes; Tinamidae
Gene: STX7
Product: syntaxin 7
Exons: 9
Coding region: 69-842 (257 amino acids)
Biological process (GO): vesicle-mediated transport; vesicle fusion; intracellular protein transport
Cellular component (GO): synaptic vesicle; SNARE complex; endomembrane system
Molecular function (GO): SNARE binding; SNAP receptor activity
Source: RefSeq, a predicted model, not a curated record